UUUAUAUGCACUGAUUCUCACGAAACAUGCAGGUGAUGUAGACACAAAAUACUAGAGGAACUCAACGGGACAGGCAGCAUCUCUGGAUGGAAGGUUGUUACAUGACAUCUGUCCGCCUUGGGACUCCGCCCGAAACGUCACCCGUUCCUUCUCUCCAAUGAUGCUGCCUGUCCCGCUGAGUUACUCCAGCUUUUUGUGUCUACCUUAUUUUACCCGCAGACGUUUAUUCAGACUGAAGAGUCUCGACCCGAAACGUCACCUAUUCCUUCUUGCCAGCCAUGCUCCCUGUCCCACUGAGUUACUCCAGCAUUCUUGUGUCUAUCUUCGUUGUAAACCAGCAUCUGCAUCAACACAUGCAGCUGAUGUAACCCGGUGACGCAAUAAACCGAUGCCGUUUGCGCCCGCAUGAGCGCACGUGCUUCCAGCUCGAGGCGGGUGGGCCGUUAGAGUUUGAAUAGGAGACGAGGGAGGUGCGCCUGAGACGUUAGUGAAGGACAGCAAGGGACUGGAGAAUGGACGACGACGAAGACAGCAGCAAGAAAACGUCGACCCACGGCGUGUCUCCAAAACCGAAGAGAAGAGAAGAGAAGAGAAGAGAUGGUCCCAAAUACUCAAAGACGGCGAUCAGGCCUCACAAUCCCGAUCGGUCAAAGUUCUAUGAGGACUUGGUGGAGGAGAUGCGCAGGAAGAUGUGUUGCCACAAAGCACGAGAAUCUCUGUUAAGUUCCUCCAGUGGAUUUCUUAACUACCGUGGGAUUUUGAAUUGGGCUGUGGUUGUGCUGGUUUUGACGCACACACAAAUGGUUUUAGAAAAUUUGAUCACGUAUGGAAUUCUUGUGGAUCCAGUUCAGAUUAUUGCAUUUGCUUUGAGUGACCCCAACACUUGGCCAGGGUCAUAUCUGAUUAUUGUGUCAAGUGUAUUUAUCCUUAUUGCUCUUCAUAUCGAAAGAUCGCUGUCAGCGCUUUCAAUCAGUGAAAAAAUGGGAUACACUAUGCAGAUGAUCAAUCUUGGAGCAAUUCUGUUUAUUCCGCUAUUUGUGCUUAAAGUGUUGACAACGUCUACUGCAGUUGGAUCAGCAAUGGUAUUAACAUUGCACAGCAUCAUUUUCAUGAAGUUGUACUCGUAUCAUGAGGUGAAUAGGUGGCUUCGUGAAGAAUGGGCUCCUUUAGGUCUAAAGUCAGCCAUGAAACAGCCAGGUAUUACAUCAUGUGUAUUUGAAAAUAGAGAACGUAAUGGUAAUAGGACCAACCUUGAUGAAGUAAUUACUUAUCCAGACAACCUGACAGUAAAAGAUAUUUACUAUUUUUUGUUUGCUCCAACACUCUGUUAUCAAAUGAAUUUCCCAAGAUCCGCAAGAAUACGCAUACGUUUCCUUCUGCGACGCCUAUUUGAAAUGUUUUUUUUAAUUCAUCUUUUUGUUGGACUGCUUCAGCAGUGGGUUUUACCAGUGACUCGACAUCAAAUGAUGCCGUUUGUUGAGAUGAAACUGACUGUAAUGAUUCACCAGCUGUUUCUGAUAGCGAUACCAAAUCACUUCAUGUGGAUCAUAUUUUUCCAUGGCUUCUUUCACUCAACUUUGAACCUUCUUGCUGAGCUGAUGCGAUUUGGAGAUCGGAGGUUUUAUCGAGAUUGGUGGAACUCAGAGACUCUCAUUUACUUCUGGUCAAAUUCAAAUAUUAUUUUUCACACCUGGUGCAUGAGACAUAUUUAUAGACCACUGGUUGAGAAUGGUUAUUCAAAAUGGGAAGGACAAGCCUCAGUAUUCCUAAUAUCAACAUUAUACCACGAGUAUCUGCUUGCAGCGCCACUUGGCAUGUUCCGUUUCUGGAUGUUUCUGGAGAUGAUAUUUCAGGUUCCCACUGCUUGGAUUCUAAAUAAAUAUUUAAGAGGACUCUAUGGAAAUGCAAUUGUGUGGAUUUGCAUUAUUUUAGGCCCUCCUUUACUAGUGCAUAUGUACAUUCAUGAUUACUAUAUUUAUCUAGAACGUAAGGCAAAUGCAUAACAUUCAUUAUUAAAAAGAGAACCUUAU
Molecule: messenger RNA, 2030 nt
Organism: Leucoraja erinaceus (little skate)
Lineage: Eukaryota; Metazoa; Chordata; Chondrichthyes; Rajiformes; Rajidae
Product: diacylglycerol O-acyltransferase 1-like
Exons: 17
Coding region: 513-2003 (496 amino acids)
Biological process (GO): triglyceride biosynthetic process
Cellular component (GO): endoplasmic reticulum membrane
Molecular function (GO): diacylglycerol O-acyltransferase activity
Source: RefSeq, a predicted model, not a curated record